Molecule: messenger RNA, 14557 nt
Organism: Cercospora beticola
Lineage: Eukaryota; Fungi; Ascomycota; Dothideomycetes; Mycosphaerellales; Mycosphaerellaceae
Gene: REA1
Product: AAA family ATPase midasin
Biological process (GO): ribosomal large subunit assembly; ribosomal large subunit export from nucleus
Cellular component (GO): preribosome, large subunit precursor; nucleus
Molecular function (GO): ATP hydrolysis activity; ATP binding
Source: RefSeq, a predicted model, not a curated record
AUGGAGUGCGCCUGGGACACCGAGUUGCUGCGCCAGGGCGGCCAGCUCCCAGAAGGGUUGCUGCAGAUUAUUCAGAACGGCAGCAACGAGCAAUAUCUUGAAGCUCUCACGAAAAGUGCACUGGACGCUCGAUACACGUACAUCCUGUUGAUCCACUGCGAAAAUCUGCUUGCACACAUUUGCGCGUCCCUACGGACCCACGGAUCUUUGGCGUCCUCGAUUGCCACAUUAGGACGAAUAAUACCUUAUGCACCUUUCCUCUCCUCUCUGGCCACUCACAUGUUGGAACAGGAACGCUAUUCACUGGGCCAAAAAGAUGCCGACAACGAGGAUUUGCUGUAUUUGCUUGGCCUGUUUCGCCUGGUCAAGUACGACCGCCGAAUAUUUGGCAGAUUCGUCCCACGUACAGAGCUGGCGAGAUUACUGCAACGAAGCAGUCCAGCAGUCACGUAUCUCAUCAUCAGAAUACUACAGAUCCAAUUGAAAGGCGCAGAUCAUUGGUUUGAGACCACUCUCAAGCAGUAUUUAGGCGAAGACCGGCCUGGUGCUCCCCUUGACGGCCCUUGGGACGACAGAAUCAUCGACUAUCGGUUCCUGACCCUCUGGGAGCAAGAAUGCAGUGACGCGGUGUUCACUGCUAUCUCUGAGGCUCAGAGAGCGAAGGUAUCAGCGCCGUCCUCGAACAUCCGACGCAUCCCAGCGGAGUGUUUUCACUCGUCCACGACACUUGUUGGAGGCGUGCUAUUGCCCACGUUGGCCAACGGGCACUCUGAUCGAGGGUCCAGCGAGUUGGUUCAUACCUUGACUACGUCAGACAACGUAUCAUGUAUCGCACACGCCCUUAAGAGACCCGAACCUCUUCUGCUUACUGGCCUUGCUGGCUCUGGAAAGAGUUUACUAAUACGACAUGUUGCCAAGACCCUCGGCAAGCUUGGUCAAAUGAUCACUUUGCAUCUCAAUGAACAGAGUGAUGCCAAAAUCCUACUUGGCCUUCAUACCACCGGCGAUGUGCCUGGAACAUUCACUUGGAAGCCUGGAGUUCUGACCACGGCCGUGCAAGAAGGCAGAUGGGUUGUCAUCGAGGACUUAGACAAGGCUCCGAAUGAAGUCUUGGGUACCCUACUUCCACUCAUCGAAAAGAGGGAGCUCUUGAUCCCUAAUCGCAAAGAGACGAUAUAUGCUGCCGAGGGUUUCCGCAUCGUCGCUACUGUUCGUAGUUUCCGCAAUCAUCGUGGGGAAGAAAGCAAGCCACUUUCACAUAUGGUGGGAGCACGACACUGGCGGAAGCUCUCUAUCAAGAUGCCUGAGCCUUCAGAGCUGGCAGAUGUUGUCAGCAGCCUCUAUUCCGGUCUUGACAAGCUCGUCCCACAGUUCAUGGCAGUUUAUGGGCGGCUCAAUGCGGCAAGUCAACAGUCGAUCCUUGUGGGCCAGAGCAAGACAGGUGUUGCUCGCAUUAUUGGACCUCGAGAUCUGCUGAAGUGGUGCAAACGAGUUGCGACCAGCCGACAUGGUCGAUCCUCGUUCACAAGCAAAGAUAUCGAUGAUUCUUUUCUUGAAGCCGUGGAUUCAUUCUUGGGCGCACUACCAGACGACGAGGUACGAACGAUGCUGGCUUCUCACAUCGCAGAAGAGCUUUACAUCGAUCCUCAACGUAGAGACCACCUUUUGCGUGACCGGGAGCCUGAAUACAAAGCUGCCAAAGAAAGCGUACGAGCAGGACGUCAUGCGAUCUCACGGAGCAAGCAGAAGAAGAUUGUCGAAAGCUCGUUUUCAACCAAUCCACAUACCUGUCGCACACUUGAGAGUGUUUUGGCAGCUGUAGUGAACAGAGAGCCGCUAUUACUGGUCGGUGAAACGGGGGUUGGGAAAACCACAGCUGUUCAGCAUCUCGCCACUCAGUUGGGCAAGAAGCUGGUACCUUUCAACUUGUCCCAGCAGACUGAAGCUGGUGACUUGCUCGGUGGCUUCAAGCCCGUCAAUCCUCGUGCUUUGAUGGUCCCUCUGAAGGACGAAUUCGACGAGCUUUUCAGCGACAGUUUCCCGUCAGCAAAGAACGAAAAAUUCAUUGCCCUCCUGAAGAAGUCGAUGGACAAGAACAACUGGACCGGCGUGUGUAAGCUCUUUCGUACUGCGAUAGGAAUGGUCAACCAAGAGCGGGCCGCUACGCCACCGAGAGACGAGGGUGAAGCUCCAGCCAAGAAACGCAAGACAGGGAGCAAAAGGGCCAUCGACUUUGCCAAAUGGGACGUCUUCUUCCUCAGACUAGAAGCGAUGGAGCAGCGACUGAGCUCGGGCGAUAAAGCCGUAGCAUUUACGUUCAUUGAAGGCAACAUUGUCAAGGCUGUUCGGAAUGGAGACUGGGUGCUCUUAGAUGAGAUCAACUUGGCGUCUUCCGACACGCUCGAAUCGAUUGUCGAUCUGCUGGACCCGAAUCCAUUCUUGCUGCUCACAGAGUCUGGUAAUAUCGAGCGCAUCGAAGCGCAUCCAGACUUCCGCGUUUUCGCUGCGAUGAACCCUGCGACAGACGUCGGGAAGAAGGACCUUCCGCCAGGAGUUCGGUCACGCUUCACCGAGCUCUAUGUUGAAAGUCCGGAUAAGGAUGCAAAGUCGCUGGAGAGCAUCGUGCGUACAUGGCUGGGCGCUGCAGCAACUUCAGAUGUUGCAGUGGCAAGCCACGUGCGGGAGCUCUACCAAAGGAUUAUCCUGCUGUCUCAAGACAACAAGCUUGUUGAUGGUGCUGGCCAGAAGCCACAUUUCUCAUUGCGCACAUUGACGAGAACUCUCAGCUAUGCAAAGCGAAUCUCACAGAUGUGUAGUUUGAGGCGUGCCUUAUACGAAGGAUUCCAGAUGAGUUUUCUUACGUUUCUGGACGCAGAAUCCAUAUCCUUGGUGCAACCUCUGAUUGAGGAUUGUCUUUUCAGGAAGGCUAAGAUCAAUGUCAAGGCAGAGCUGCAGCGGACACUGCGCAAGCCAGAAGACGGACAUGCGUAUGUACAGGGCCAUCCCGGUAGCAAGCACUGGAUUCGCAGAGGUGCAGGCGAGCUGCAAGACCAACCACAGUACAUCAUUACGGAUUUCGUUCGCCGAAAUCUGGAGAAUCUUGUUCGAGCUUCCUCUACUCGGCAGUUCCCUGUACUGAUACAGGGACCUACAUCGGCCGGCAAAACAAGUAUGAUCGAAUAUCUUGCACAACGCACCGGGCACAAAUUCACACGUAUCAACAAUCACGAACAUACCGACUUGCAAGAGUAUCUUGGUACCUACGUUUCCGGGACAGAUGGCACUCUGCAAUUUCAGGAAGGCAUGCUCGUCAAAGCCCUUCGCGAAGGCCAUUGGAUUGUGCUGGAUGAACUGAACCUGGCGCCUACCGACGUGCUUGAAGCUCUGAAUCGGCUGCUGGAUGACAACCGCGAAUUGUUAGUGCCUGAAACCCAGGAAACAAUCCGGCCACAUCCAGAUUUCAUGCUCUUUGCCACUCAAAACCCCGCAGGACUGUAUGGUGGUCGGAAAACGCUCUCGAGGGCGUUCCGAAAUCGAUUCCUGGAACUGCAUUUCGAUGACAUUCCGAUCAGUGAGCUUCAAGAAAUCCUUCAGCGACGAACUCAGCAGCCACCCUCGCGAUGUGCUCGCAUCGUGAACGUCUAUCGAGAACUUUCGGUCAUGCGGCAAGAGAGCAGAUUGUUCGAACAGAAGAGCUUUGCGACCUUGCGUGAUCUCUUUCGCUGGGCCAUGCGACCGAAUGACACGAUUGAACAACUAGCAGUCAACGGCUACAUGUUGCUCUGCGAGCGUGUGCGUAAGCCCGAGGAGCGCGAUGCUCUUAAGACCGUCAUCGAGAAAGCCAUGAGCGAGAAGGGACCAAAGGUCAGUAUCGAUGACGACACGCUGUAUGCUCAGAACGCGCCCGAGAUUUUCCAGCACGUUCAAUCUGGCGCCGACCAUGGGGUAGUCUGGACCAAGGCCAUGCGAAGGCUUUAUGUGCUGGUAUCGCGGGCUAUUGCGAACAAUGAGCCCGUUCUGCUUGUUGGCGAGACCGGCUGUGGCAAGACCACGGUGUGCCAGAUGCUCGCUGAUGCCAUGGCUAAAGUGCUCCAUACGGUCAACGCCCACCAGAACACAGAAACCGGCGAUCUCAUCGGAUCGCAGCGACCUGUUCGCAACCGUGGUGCCGUUGAAUCCACGCUCAGGCAACAUUUGAUUGCUUCGCCAAUGCUUCAGACAUCCGAGGACGCGGCGUCUAGGUCAACGGACGAGCUCCUUAUCGACUAUGAUCGCGUCGUGAAGUCUUUGCCAAAAGACGAACGGAUAAGUUGGCAACAUAACCCUACCCACCUGGAAAUCCAACUCUGUCGUACACGCUACAACGCACUGUUCGAGUGGGCCGACGGCACUCUCGUUAAAGCGAUGCGCCAGGGUCAGUUCUUCCUGCUGGACGAAAUUUCCUUGGCCGACGACUCAGUGCUCGAACGCAUCAAUAGUGUUCUAGAGCCAUCCCGAACAAUACUGCUUGCCGAGAAGGGUAGUCUUGAUGCCUCAAUCACGGCCGCGCCGGGAUUCCAAUUCUUUGCCACGAUGAACCCUGGUGGCGACUACGGAAAGCGUGAGCUCUCGCCAGCUCUCAGGAAUCGCUUCACGGAGAUCUGGGCGCCCGCCAUGUCUGACUUAGACGAUGUGCUCCAGAUAGUGCAGGCGAAGCUUGUGGCUAUCGCUCGGCCACAUGCUCAUGCUAUGAUUCACUUCGCCAGCUGGUUCAAGAAGAGAUUCGAUACAUCAGCUAGCUCCGCAGUGUCCAUUCGGGAUACAUUGGCUUGGACACAGUUUGUCAAUUCGUUCCAGCACGCUGGGGCGCUUCCAGCUAUAACACACGGAGCUGCCAUGGUCUACAUCGACACUCUUGGAGCAAAUCCAGCAGGUCUCAUGAGCACGACGUCGUUGAGUCUGAACGAGGAACGCCAGGCCUGCUUUGCCGAACUUGGUCGCCUUUUGGGUACCGAUGCUCUUGCGUCUUACAAAGGAACCUUCGAAGUUCUCCAUGGCCCGACAACAUUCAGUAUUGGCCCAUUCCAGAUCGAGCGUUCGUCAAAUGUUGUCGAGGGCGAGGUGGCAUUCACAUUCGAUCCGCCUACCACACGAUCUAAUGCAAUGCGAAUACUCAGAGCAUUGCAAUUGUCCAAGCCAGUACUACUCGAGGGGUCUCCCGGUGUCGGCAAGACGGCACUCGUAACGGCAAUCGCAGCCGCGACCGGGACACCGCUGACAAGAAUCAAUUUAUCGGACCAGACCGACCUGAUCGAUCUGUUCGGCGCCGAUGCUCCGGUUGAAGAUGGCUUCGGAUGGCGAGAUGCGCCCUUCUUGCGUGCCAUGAAGAGUGGCGAGUGGGUUCUGCUUGACGAAAUGAAUCUCGCUUCACAAUCAGUCUUGGAGGGCCUGAAUGCUUGUCUCGAUCAUCGAGGAGAAGUCUUCGUACCUGAACUUGGCCUGUCUUUUGCUCGACACCCUCGCUUCCGGCUGUUCGCUGCCCAGAACCCCCAUCACCAAGGCGGAGGUCGCAAAGGGUUACCUGCUUCGUUCGUGAAUCGAUUUACUGUCGUCUACGCCGACACAUUCAAAGCCGAGGAUCUUCUGAUGAUCUGUCAACGCUCGUUCUCUGAGCUCGAUAUCGACUACGUCAAGAAGUCAAUCGCUUUCGUGACGCGUCUCAAUGAAGAGGUCGCUGAUCGAAGGACCUUCGGCGCCCUUGGCAGUCCAUGGGAAUUCAAUCUGCGCGACAUCACUCGAUGGUUCGCACUUGCUGCAUCCCAUGACGGUCUUCUCAGAGCUGGUACAGCUCGAGACUUUGUUGAGAUGCUGUUCAUGCAACGCUUCAGGACGCCAUUGGACAAGACGUGCGUGCGCGAGCUUUUCUGUUCGAUCUUCGAGGGCGCACAGCACCCAACCGAUCUUUUCUACAAUACCUCCACGCAAACAUUGCAGAUCGGCCUCGCCCUUUUGCCUCGAGAUACUGUGGUGGCUAACGUAUUCAAUGGGUGUUCCAGCCUCAAAGCCUCAUCGCAGCAUUUACGAGCUCUGCAGUCCAUCAUGCUAUGUGUGCAUAAGAGAUGGCCUGUCAUCCUCGCAGGUGGGUCUGGCGUUGGCAAAACGACAUUACUGGAGGGACUUGCAUCCUGUGUUGGCGCUGAUAUUGUGACGCUCGGAAUGAGCGCUGAGACUGACGCACUCGAUCUCAUCGGAGGCUACGAGCAGCAUGACCCUCACAGACGUCGAACACUCGCACUUUCCCGACUUCGGGCCCAACAUGAGCUUCUCGGCAAAGCAGCGCUCGCACAGGGGCUUGUGGCUGACUACGCUGCACUUGAGCAGGCUUUCCUGGAAGUUGAACAGAAGGCAGACGAUGCUUCGGUCUCUCGUUUGUUGAAGCUGCUGCCGGAACAGAUCGCCUUGCGACUAUCUUCUGUGCUCGAUGAGCUCAAACUCGGCCAAGAAGCAAUUGACAAGGCACGGUUCGAAUGGAUUGAAGGCCCUCUCAUCGAGGCUAUUCAAGAAGGUAAAUGGGUGGUACUUGACAAUGCUAACUUGUGCAGCCCAUCUGUUCUAGACAGACUCAAUGGUCUCAUGGAGCCCAGUGGAGUCUUGAUCGUGAACGAGCAUAGUGCUCCCGAUGGCUCCGCACAGAUCAUCAAACCUCAUCCUGGAUUCCGGAUUUUCCUGACAGUCGACCCAAAGCUCGGAGAACUGUCGCGCGCCAUGCGCAACCGCGCUGUAGAGAUCUUCCUCGCAGAUCUCCGGCCAGACACGGUUGUCCCAACCACUAUGUUGCAUCCUGAGUCGUCGAUGACCAGGUUCAGUGCCAUGAGAAAGAUUACUGCCUCGGGAGCAGAUGGCUUCACAGAAGGAUUGGCUCGCGACCAUCGCGGUCUGGCUGACGAGCAGCUUAUGCAUCGCUUCGAACGUGACACAACUCGCACUGACCCGAGCUGCAACGCAGCCGAGACAACACCAUCGUCGCUAGGAGAUCAAGUCAACGUCCAAGACCUAUACCAUGGAGUGACAAACGCAUUGCAGGCGCCUGCUGACUAUGCUCGUGUACAGACUGUACAUCCUCUCAACAACCAACCCCUUAUUCAACAAUCUCAGCAAGUCUACACGGCUGCUGUUUCACUCGCAACACGUUAUGACAUCAAUGUUCAGCUCACCGCAGUUACGGCAGCAUUGAAUCACUCCAAGGCUGAUCGCAAACUGGUUGAUCGUCUCUCUCGUUUCUGGCAAAGCGCCAGGCAGCAGACACAUUUCAGCAAUGCCAAGACAAAAGUCAAUCUGCUGGAUGUAUGUGGCAAGCUACUGCUCCCGCUGCAAGAAUGGUCGCAGCAGAGUCAUGAUCUGCCUGCGCAUGAUCUGCACGCGGUAAAGAGCGAACUAUUGAGCUUGGUCGCCUUCUGCUGGACUCUCUUGCGUGGACUGGGCUCGCCAAUGAUGGACGUCCCGACGUUGACCGCGAUCUCGAUGGUCGGACAAUCUAUCUGCCGCCAAUUACAGUCGCUCCCUGAUCUUGAGGGGACAAUUGCUCGAUUCCAGAGCGGUCUGGACGAUCUGGGGUUGGUCCCCAAUGCGCAGGCUCGACACGCGUUCAUUGCAAUGUGGCAGCAAUUCCGGCCAGCGAUGCCCAAGACAAUGGAAACCUUGCAAGCGCUGCUGUCCUUUGAAGAUGUGAUGGCAAAGUUCGACGAAGUCACCUUGAGCUUUCGCGUGCCAGUGAAACACAUUGCAGAGCUGCGUGUCCAGUUCCGACGAGCUCUCGACGUCAGCCAUUCGGCUGAUGAUCUACGCAGUCUGGCGGACAAAGCCACCCGAACAUUGCCUGCUGCUGCACUGGAUGAUGAAUUGGUCGACAAUGCUGUGACUGCGAAGCCCCACUUUGCAGCCAGCUUCGAAUCCCUCUACCAGAGACUGGUCAUUGCAAGCGAGGAAUAUGCUUCAGAUCCCAUGGGAAUGGCCAAUCUAGAAGUUCUGGCGAUGAGGAAGACAGCAAGAGGACUGGCUGGAGGCGUCGGCGCGACACCGUCACAGCUCGCCCUGAAUCACAUACGUUCGAUUUCAUCAAGCACGAGCGCGGACGACUCUAGUGAUUUCCAGAGCUUUGCAAGCCUGAAAAUCAUUCUUGGCGAUCUUGCUACCACGAAAGAGGUCAGCCUGCAGGCUUUGGGCUUGUUGGAAUCCGAGACUGGAAUCCUUGGUCACGCUGCUACCACUAGAGCGCGGCUUUUGGAAGACGAGGCCGUGAGACAUCUGAACACCAAGCUACGCAUCUUGGUAAAGUCUGUUGCACAAGCGCUGGCUCAGCAGAGCGAACUGGGCUUUCUCAGAGACCACGCAAUCAGAAUGUUACGCGAUGAAGACAUGCAAGACGCUGCGGUUCAAGCGGUCGCUUGUUGUAGUGACGAACGCGCUGCAGCGGUCUGCCGGCGGCUCAGCGAAGUGAAGAGGUAUCUUACGACGACCUCCGAACAGGCGGCUGAAAUGCAAGCAAACGCUGCUUACGCGUGGGCGUUACUUGCAAGCGCCUGCCUCGAUAUAUGCUUACCGGAGCACACCUUCGACCCAGUGCAAGAAUCGCAAGUGUCAAACACUGUCUUCCAACACACCAAAGAUAACUUGCAGGCUCAACUCAAGGCGUUGCGGUCCUACAGGCAGGCAUGGGUCGGAGAGCCAGACUCGUUACGCGCACGAAUCUUAGAAGAGCAAAUUGCAGCACUCGGUGAGGGACCAGCAGUGGUAGAGGUAUGUCGACCUGAGGUCUCUCAGCUUUCACAGCUCCAGGGUGAUCUCAAGGCUUUAUCGCGCCUCAUCUUUCCUCUGCGACAGGACACAAACCCACAGAAUUUGAACGACGCUGCGUGGAACAAUCUGACUGUCAUUCGCGACAGACUAGAUGCACAAUACCGAGCAUACGCGGAUCUCACGGCACCUGUGCUGGGAUUCGUCGACUGCUUAUUCGUGGCCCGCCGACUGUUACCGUCACCCACCCAUCAGGCUCAGGUGCAGAGCUCCCUCGCGAGAAUCGUUCCGUUCUUAAACGCAGGUAUCGACGACUGGACCAACGAGGCUUUGUUCGUCCACGCGCAAGGUCCCUGUCGGUCUAAGGAAGAGCAACUUCUGUGGCUCUCUGUCACAGCAGCGAGAUGCUCGAUCGUGCCAAUUGACAAGACUUCCCAAGAGUUCCGUACGACGCUUAACAAUACUCUGCGCUUGUUUUACGAAGCCUGGGCCAAGGAGCUCGAUCACGACCAACGUAUAGCUGCCCGCAAUUCGAGUCUGUAUCAGUUUCGUGGUACCGAUGAUGAGUCCGAGGAAGCAAUCGCAGCCGAUCUUCAGGCGCUGUUCCCAGCUUAUGAUGGAGGCAUCCAGGAAACAAAGCAGACACCUAGUGUGAAUGCUCAAGCCUUGGCUCCGAUUAUCCAGGCAAUUCAUCGAACUAUCCACACUGGGAAGGGCAUAAGUCAAGAGAUACUGCUCGAUCUACUGCAUAAAGCAGCCGAAGUGCCUGCACUACGGGACAGUCCGAGUGUCGCAGCCAUCAUCAGCGCUUUACACAGAUUGUCUACAGAGCUGUCGGCACCCAAAGUGAGCAAGAACAUCUACACCGACCCUGAUGUGGGACAAGCGAAACGACUUGCUUCACUGCUCGAAAAGAUUCAGAAGCGCUUUGAGCACAUCCACAACGCUUGGCCCGAUCAUGCAACGCCAAUCGAAGCACUUCGAGCUUGUAACACAAUCCUUGCGGUUCACUACUCAGAACCAUUGGCACGCUUCCUACCAUACAUCGAGAAACUGCACGUCAUCGUCAAUGAAUGGCAGAAAGUUGCUAGCUCCGAGUACUCUGUUUCCAGCCUGUUGGAGGAGAUCACUAGCCUGGUGGUCAGCUGGCGGCAACUUGAGUUGUCAACAUGGGCAGGACUCUUUGAUCACGAAGACAAGGCUUGUGAGAAGAAUGCUUCAUCAUGGUGGUACGUUGCGUACGAGACGAUCAUCAUCGCAGCGGAAAGCGAAGCGCAGUCUGGCGCGGCGCUCCAGAGCUUCUCCCGACAACUGCUCGAGACUCUCGCCUCAUUCCUUCAACAUUGUGGCCUGGGCGAGUUUGCCACCCGCUUGUCAAUGUUGACGUAUUUCGCAGCGGAUCUGCGGGUUAGGGCCAUGGACAACGCCUCACUCAAUCCUGUUCAUGCCGCAUUGACAAGCCUCAUCCAAUUCUAUUCGCACUUCACUGCAACCGUCUCAAGCCACCUAGCUAGUAAGCGGAGCGAGCUUGAAAAGCAAAUCAAGGAAGUGGUGCAGCUUGCUAGUUGGAAAGACCGCAACAUCGAGGCCUUGAAGAGAAGCGCGAAGAACUCGCACAAUCGACUCCUGCGCAGCGUUAAGAAGUAUCGCAUGCUGCUCGCUGAGCCAGUAGCCCCGCUCCUGCAGUCGGAAUUCCCAGCCAUGGAACGACAGCUGGACCCAGAAUCUGAGCAACUCGCAAACGUGGUUGCUGCCUUAGAGUCCACACCUGUACGUCUUGAGGCCUGGCUUGGCCGGCCUCGAGAAUUGAACGAUCUUGCAUCGGUAGCCUCUCGGAUUACUUCUCGAGCGGAGAUGGUCAAGCAUGCACUGAAGGUGACAAAGCGUCUCGAUAGGUUUCUGCAAGAAACCAACGAUGAAGCAGCGGAACUUCGCAAAGCAACACCGAGUGUUGCUACGGAGAAGAACAAGAGCGUUGUUCAACAGCUGAAAACGCGCAAGCGCCGUCUGCUCGCUGACGUUUUCCGCGAGGUUCAGGCUAUGGGGUUCCAAAGAAAUAUGGCUGAAGACGUCCUCGCACAACAGCAGUCAUUACAAGGUGUGCUGUCGAGGUCAAUGCCACUGCAAUCGAUCAGACCAACAGCAAGUGCUGCUCUUGCGGAUUAUGAGCACCACCGCUUCGCUCAUCUUAUGCCUACCGUCCGCGAGAGUACGAUCAAGCACAAUGAAGACCUUACACCUGCGGAGAUUGCUAGAGGCAAGACUCUUCUGGAGAGUAUGCUGCAUGUCACCAUCCAGCAGCGAAUCAGCAUCAGCAACGGCCUCGGCGACCUCGAAGCUUUCACGAGCGCGAUGCGGCUGCUUCGUGAAGUAGCAGAGGUAGACAACGUCCAUUCCGAGAGUGGAAUCGCUUCCGACAUUGGGCUAUGCCGUGCCAACAUCCUCGGUCUGCUUGGUAUUGCACAAACAGCAUUUCGAAUUGUGCACAUGCAAUCACAACUGGCGAGCAUAGACUACUCCGAGGUUGCAACGCAGUUAGCAACGAACAUCGAAGGGCUGCAAGGUCUGCAGAAACAAAUCUCCACUCACGCCGCCCUACCUGCUGGCAUUAGUACGCGUGUCCUCCGGAACCUCGCACAGCAGUUCAAUGCGAUAUCUGCUCAACUUCGCACUCAUAUCCAGAAUGCCAUCGCGCGACACCAAGAGCUUCAUCCUGUGUUGAAGCAUGUCGCAAGAUGGACCGCGACGGAAACCACAAAGCCGCUCACAGAUAGUGCAAAACCCAUCAGUACCGAUGACUGGGUUCAGAUGCUAGUCGGACUCAUUAGCGAUAUACAAGCGCCAUUGACUGCGAACGGUGUUGGUGUGAACGGCUCGACCCAGAAGUCCUGGCUCCUUGAUGAGCAGCAGCAUCUGCAGUCUUUUGUUCACACUCUGAAAUUAGAUGUUGCCCGGUCCAAGUUAGAGAAUCUGAUCAGCUUGCUACCAUCGCUGCAUUCAGACACGGGAGACCAGUUUGCGGCCGAACAGGAUCUGGUUCAGAUCGCAUUGGUUUGUACCAAUGUACUGCCUGUGCUGGACGCUUACGCCAACAGUGCUAGCAAUGCGCUGCUUGAUUUUGCGAAGCUUCACGCCACCACAAGCAGAGUGGCAUUCCAUCUGGCGACAUCCUUCGUGCAGCUUGCAAGACAAGGAUUCUGUACGCCAACAGAUAAGGCACAAGGCGAGGAGCAGCAGUCCGGUCAGGUUGAAAGCGGCACUGGUCUUGGCGAUGGCGAGGGUGGCGAAGACAUUAGUAAGGAUGUCGGCGCAGAUGAGGAUCUGUCUGAGUUGGCCCAGGAAGCCAAGUCGAAAGAGAAAGACGAUGACAUUGAAGCUGAAAAGGACGCCGUCGACAUGGCAGACGAAGACUUGCAGGGUGAUUUCGACGAAGGGAAUGGUUCCGAGGAGGAUGACCAACAAGAUGACAAGGAAGGCGGUGAGGACGCUGAACUUGAUGAGGAAACCGGCAAGAUCGGCGAGAACGACGACGCCGUGGAUGAGAAAACGUGGGAUGAUGGGAAGAAGGCAGAGGAGGCGGACAAGGAAGCGGACAAAGGCAAAGGAACUCGCAAUGACGAUCAAGCCGCUGCAGAGAAUGCUGAAGCCGACGACGCCCAGGACGAUGAACCAAUGGAGCAGGAAGCAGAAGCUGGCGCCGAAAUGGAUGCUGAAGCCGGGCAAAACGAGCCUGAUCAGGCCGAUCCGCACAUGCAAGAUGAGCAGAAUCUCGACCUUCCGGAGGACCUACAAAUGGAUGGAGACCGUGACGAGAUGAGUGACAUAGAGGCGGAGGAUGACAUCCCUGACGAUAUGGAUGACGCUGGGUACACUGAAGAGGAAGCAACGACAAAGCAGGACCCAGCUGAUCUUGAUGCCGAAAUGGGUGAGGAUGAUGGUGCCGAGGAGGCCGAGCAGACAGGUGAAGCCACCGCUGCCGAAGAUGAUGACCCAGGCCAGGAGAAAGAAGAAGGCGACGAUGCGAACUCUGACACAGCCAUGCUUGACAAUGAAGAUACGCAAGAGAAGCCCGACGAUGGCCUAACUUCCGCCGACGCGGGCCAAGGCCAAGAGGAGGACGUAGAUGAUGCGAAGAAUUCGGGAGCAGUAUCCAGUGCUGAGCAGCAAGAAGAUGACCACGAUGCCAAUGAGCCAAGCGAGCAGACGGGUGCAACUGAGGGAACCCAGAGGACUCAGACAAAUGAGGCUUCUGGCCAAGCAGAAACCGGCGAUGAGCAACAGCAAUCGCUCCCAUUCAAACAACUGGGUGAUGUGCUGAAGCAGUGGUACAAUCAAAAUCGAAAUAUUGAGACUGCGCAGGAACCUGAAGAGUCUCAGAAGGCUGCAGAAGAAGAGGUCGACAUGAGCGACCCACGAUUCGAGCACGUUCCGGAGAAUGUCGAUUCUGACAUGCAGGCUCUCGGAGCUGCCAGUGCUGAACAAUCAAAGGCACUUGAUGACCAGAACGCAAUCGAUGUCAACGAGCAAACCCUCGAUGAUGCUCCACUGCCCGAAGAGCAGGCAGAGUUGCCGGAAGAGGACGAAGCGCAACAAGAAGCCGAAGGCUCAGCAGCGAAGGGCGAGAACAAGGAUGGCGGAUCGAAGCAAAAUCAGACCAUGGUUGGCAAGCCCAAAGACUUGGACACUGCAAUGGAUGGUUACGCCGAUAUCGACGAACCAGAUGACAUUGAAAAUGUUGAUGAGCAGCUGGACCAGACACAUCUGUCGCAAGAGAACCCAGAAUUGAAGUCAAUCGACGACGCCCGCAAAGAGUGGACAGAUCACGAGAACAGAACCCGCAACAUGGCAAUCGUGCUCACCGAGCAUCUUCGCCUGAUUCUCCAGCCAACACAGGCCACCAAAAUGCGCGGCGACUUCCGAACUGGCAAGCGGCUCAACAUCAAGAAAAUCAUUCCCUACAUUGCUUCUUCAUACAAGCGUGAUAAGAUCUGGAUGCGUCGAUCAGUGCCAAGCAAGCGCACCUACCAGAUCAUGCUGGCAAUCGAUGACUCGCAGUCGAUGAAUGAAGACGAGAGAAAGGGCCUGGCUUUUGACACACUCGCUCUGAUCGCCAAGAGCAUGGCCAUGCUUGAAGUUGGAGAGUUGUCUGUGCUGGGCUUCGGCGAGACAGCUACGGUCGCUCACGCCUUCGACAUGCCUUUCACGUCUGAUGCUGGUGCAGAAGUCGUCAGACAAUUAACCUUCUCGCAGACCAAAACGGAUAUCAAGCGACUCCUCGAAAAGUCGAUUGAACUGUUCCGAGCUGCACGACUGAAAGCGACCGGAUCAUCUAGCAACCUCUGGCAACUGCAGCUGAUCAUUUCCGACGGACUGUGCGAUGAUCAUCCGUCAAUCCGGCAGCUUGUACGUCAAGCUCAUGAAGAGCAGAUCAUGGUCGUCUUCAUCGUCGUCGAUGCUGCAGCUCAAGAGACUACGGCUGCGGGUUCGAAGCAGAGUAUACUGGAUAUCAAUCGGGUGGAAUUCGGCAUGGACGCGAAUGGCGAAACUCAGGUGAACAUGGUCAAGUACCUGGACACAUUUCCGUUCCGCUACUACCUCAUUGUGCGGGAUGUGCUCGAGCUGCCCAAUGUCCUGGCUGGCGCUCUACGGCAGUGGUUCGCAGAAGUUGUGGGGAGUGACGGAUAGCGUCGCCAAACCUCUGCUUUUACAUAAAAAGUCACUAUCCUAGCUAUUUGUGUACUCAUACGGACGCAUGCAAAUGAAUCUCAUUCAACGAAUGUUCGAG